This is a messenger RNA of Anopheles funestus (African malaria mosquito), 1783 nucleotides long. RefSeq names its product thioredoxin domain-containing protein 5 homolog (gene prtp). Gene Ontology annotation, biological process: protein folding. The transcript is spliced from 3 exons. Gene Ontology annotation, molecular function: protein disulfide isomerase activity. Gene Ontology annotation, cellular component: endoplasmic reticulum. Bases 332 to 1591 code for a protein of 419 amino acids. The record is from RefSeq and is a predicted model, not a curated record. NCBI's taxonomy places the organism in Eukaryota, Metazoa, Arthropoda, Insecta, Diptera, Culicidae.
CUUUAUAUUCGUUCCUGUAUCUGUCAAAACGGUCUAUUCACGGGACACCCAGAUCCGUCUGCUGGCAAACGGGAGGCUGCAGUUGUGUUUCCCUCCGGUUGUGCUGCGUGUGCGUAUGCGUGCGUGUACGUGAUAAGCCUUUCUUUUCUUCCGCAACCGAAAAGCUCACGGCAAUCAAACAACACACCAAAAGCUGUACGAGUGGGCAGGCGUUUGUGUCCAAUCGCGGUAAAAGAUAAGACCGACAUCCGUCGCACACUAACACGCAUUCAGGCAGUCACGGGCGGUUACAGUGUGUGCUAGUUGUGCCGAGUGCCGGGAGGAAAAUAAAAUGGCCGUAAUGCAGCGAACCGUCGCGGUAAUGGUGGCCCUGCUGGUAACGCUGGCCAGUGGCCACUCGGAUACGACCAGCGUACAUCUGACGAAGGAUAACUUCCAGACGGAGCUCGAUGCUAGCAGUUACUUCGUUAUGUUCUACGCACCGUGGUGCGACUACUGCAAGAAGGUGGCACCGGUGUGGGCCUCCUUAGCCGAGGCACGUAACGGCGAACCGGACGCUCUGGUAAAGAUCGGACGGGUCGACUGUACGACCGAUGGUGAUCUCUGCACGCAGCACGACAUUACCGGCUAUCCGAUGAUGAAGCUCUUCCGGAAAGGUGCGUCCGGUGCGGACAGUGGCAUUAAGUACCGUGGGGCACGGGAUCUUGCGCUGUUCAACGCGUUCCUGCACGAGCAGCUGACGGUGGCCGGGGACGGCGCGAAGGGCACGGACGGGGACGACGGUUCCCAGGAGGAUGGUAUGCCGGAUGCACCGCCCGCGCCCGUCUCGCCCCUGACCGAGCUGACGGAGGACACGUUUGCAAAGCACGUCUCUAGCGGGAAACAUUUCGUCAAAUUCUACGCACCGUGGUGCGGCCACUGUACGAAGCUGGCACCGACGUGGGAGGAGCUCGCACGCAGCCUCGAGCACGAGCGGGACAUUCGCGUGUCAAAGAUUGACUGCACGCAGUACCGGCCCAUCUGCACGGAUUUCGAAGUGAAGGGUUACCCGACGCUGCUGUGGAUCGAGGAUGGCAAAAAGAUUGAAAAGUACACUGGACCACGCACGCACAACGAUCUCAAGCAGUACGUCUCCCGGAUGGCCGGUGGGCUGAAGGAGGACGGUGCCCAACCGGACGACCAGGGCGAAAAGAAGGAGGGCACGCUGGAGGGUGGUACCGAGCGGGACGACAAUCGGUCGGUGGUGGUGCAGCUGAGCGAAGGAGACUUUGCGCACGCAAUCGCCAAAGGCGUUACGGUGGUCAAGUUCUACGCACCGUGGUGCGGACACUGUAUGCGGCUUGCCCCUACCUGGGAGCAGCUGGCGGAAAAGCUGGCCGCCCGGGAUGACGUCAAGAUUGCCAAGGUGGACUGUACGGUGGAUGCGAACAAGGAGCUGUGCGGUGAACAGGAGGUGAAUGGGUAUCCGACCGUUUUUCUGUACCGCGAAGGUGAAAAGGUGACCGAGUACUUUGGCCACCGGUCGCUUGACGAUCUGCAUGAGUUUGUGAUGCAGCAUUUGCAGGAUAAUGGGCCACAUGAUGAGCUGUAAGACUAAUGCGAAACAAAAUGGCCGACUAGAUGAUAGGUAAAGGAGAGGGUUAAAUCCGUUCCGUCGUGCUGCAUUUACUUGUAACGUCGUUUGCAGUUCUAAGGGUCCGUUUUGUACGUGUGUGUGUAUGGGAAAUGAUUCUUCUUUAAAUUGCAAUAAAGAAUGUUUGCCCUUAGUAUGAGCACCACUGGA